This is a messenger RNA of Nylanderia fulva, 1212 nucleotides long. The record is from RefSeq and is a predicted model, not a curated record. Lineage: Eukaryota; Metazoa; Arthropoda; Insecta; Hymenoptera; Formicidae.
AUGACCUAUGCAGUGACGAAAAAUCGCAUGGAAACAUUAAAAGAAAAAUUCGAACAGUGCUCAAAAUUAGAUGCCAAAUUACACGCUUCCGCUGACUCCAAGGAGAAGACCACGCACCCCUACUUCUCAGAUCACGAAUUUGACGAGUGCGAAGAAGCCUACGAGACAGCGUUGGAUUAUUUCGCAGAGGUUGUACAUGAACUCUCCAAAUCAUCAGCUCAUCCUGCAGCUAACGUAAGUCAUUUGCACGACUGUCAGUCUCAUACGACACUCAACCUACCGAAGGUCACAUUGCCGGUCUUCGAUGGAUCGUUCGACAAAUGGGAGAGCUUCCGCGAUCGUUUUCAAUCGAUGAUUAUAGAAGAAAAAAGCCUGUCUAACGUACAAAAAUUGCAUCAUUUAUUCUCGUGUCUAAAAGGCGAAGCGCUCACCGCGAUCGAACAUUUAACGAUUACUUCUGAUAAUUUUGCUGUAGCGUGGACGAUUCUUUCGUCCAAUUUUGAAAACGAGCGUCGGCUAAUCAAUUCGUAUAUACAUCGCUUAUUUACAUUGCCCAAUGUCACGGCGAAAUCGGCGACCGAACUUCGAGCUCUACAGAGCAAAUUAACUGCCGCAAUUGCCGCGUUAAAAAAUUUGUCUCGUCCGGUCGAACACUGGAGCGAUAUUUUUGUUUAUAUUAUCACACAAAGACUCGACAAAUCCUUGCGCGAAGCGUGGGAAUUGAAGUUAGGAAAAACAACCGUCUAUCCUACGUUUGACGAAAUUAGCGCGUUCUUGGAUUCUCGUAUUCGCGCUCUCGACGCCCUUGUACCGAUCGCUUCGACACUCGAUAAACAAAGCGAUAAAUCAAACGCGAAAUUAAAACAAAGGGCUGUCACUUUGCAUACAACAAGCGCCACGAAACUUUCGUGUCCCGUGUGCGAAUCGAAUCAUUUGUUAUAUCAAUGUACCGCGUUCCUCGGAAAAACGCCGACUCAGCGAUACGAAAUUAUUCGUAACGGCAAGCGUUGCCUUAAUUGUCUCAGUUCGAAGCAUCAAGCAAAGAAUGCCCGAGUACCCGCUCGUGUAAAGAAUGUCACAAAAGGCAUCACACGCUUUUACAUUUUUUUGACGCUCCGAAAUCAGCUGUUCAAGCGUCAUCGUCUCCCGCGUCAACAAAUCCCGUCAUCUCGACAAGUGACGUUUCCUCGCAUAUCGUUGCGAAAGCUGUAA